Molecule: messenger RNA, 4139 nt
Organism: Ostrinia nubilalis (European corn borer)
Lineage: Eukaryota; Metazoa; Arthropoda; Insecta; Lepidoptera; Crambidae
Exons: 6
Coding region: 256-3471 (1071 amino acids)
Molecular function (GO): histone binding
Source: RefSeq, a predicted model, not a curated record
GUCAAAAGUCACAUUUGAAGUUUUGUUGAACACAAUUUCAUUUUGUGAUUUCGUGUACUUAAAUUAAUUUAAAAUCACUGAUAUAAACGUAGACCUCCUUUAGUAAUUUGCUCCUUUAAUAAUUAACCCUAUAGCCAUAGGUUAUAAUGCAGUAAAACCUUGCGAUGGUUUGUUGUUGACCACAACAGGUUGUAACACCAGGUGAUUUUAUAAAUUUUGUUUAGCCUGAUAAUACAGUAAAAGGCCACAAUAGCUAUGGAUUCAAUAUAUCUUUCUGAUGAGUCGAGCGACAGCGACAUUGUGGAAAUAAAAGAAAGCAGUGAUGAGGUUGUAUUCGUCAAUGAAGCAGAAUCAUAUGAUCAAAUAAUGAAAGACUGCAGGCUGCUGGGGGAAUUCAUUGAGAAAUGCCUGGACAUAGAACAUAGCGAGAGAAUGAACAGAGUAAUAAAAAAAUCCCUGAUUCCAGCGUACUACGGCUCAAGUGAUGUGUUUAAAAGAUCUCCAAUGUUAAAUAAACUUGUAACUAGGGCCAUCUGUAAAAUUGAGUCUGAUCCUAACUUUAAAUUUUUCUACAUCAAAGAGUUGUGUUGUGAAAUGAGUAAAAAUUCAACGAAAUUGUACAGAAAAAUGGUCAGAGAUAGAACAAAUGCAAAAGACUGUAUUAGGAAGCGAAAGAAAAAAAUGGCUAAGCUAAAGCAAAAUAUGGCCACUGCACCCCCAAAGAAGAAAAACAAACUGAAUGAAACCGAAAAUAUUGUUGUGUCUGACGACUCUGAUGGUUUCGAUGUGCCUAUAAUUAACUUAGAUGAAUUACCGUCACAACAUAUCACUGAUGUGUCUUCCAAAUGUGAUGAAACUAUUUCUAAACCAGAUGUAUUCAUAGAAAUAGAUAUUGAUGAUGUAAACACACUUGCAGGGACAACUGAUGCAGUUGAUGUGAAAGAAAGUAUAAGUUUUGGUCCUGAUUUACAGAAACAAAACUCUAACAUAAAUAAUGAUGACUUACAAGAAGUUUUUAGUAAUCAAAAUGAACCAGAAUUGUUACAAAAUAAUAAUAAUAAUAGGACAAUAGAAGAACCAGUUCCCAAUAUCAAUGCUACAGAUUUAGAAAAUAAUGAACCAGUUAGUCAAACUGAAGUUAACACAAGAUUGGCAAAUUCUCCAGUAGUUAGUUCUCAAGAAAUAUCAAGUACUGUUUCUUGUGAGGAUGACUAUAAUGCACUUGAUAAAGGUGCUAAAGAUAAUGAGUUGAUUGCAUUAGACAGAAACGAAGAUGUAUUAGUUACAACUACUCAAGAAGUAGAUGAAAAUGUAGCUAGAGAAAGCCCAAAAGUUGAAAGUUCUAGUACAGCUGUUUGUGGAAAUGAGAUAACUAAUAUUUCCAUUGUGUCUGAAAGUCAUAAAAACGUUGACUGUAGUGAGGAUAACGACGUAGUAAUAUUAGACGAAGACGACACAUGUAAGCUGAUAUCAACUCAUAAAACUUUGGAAAGUAAUUCUGAAAAAGAACCCAAUGUUGCUCCUGCUUCAGGAAAAGGUAAUGACAGUAAAAGUAGUAAAAAACUUCAAAACAAUGAUUUUAUGUUAUUAGGUGAAUAUGACUAUAGAGAAUUAGCAAACUGUGAAGAAGUUAUCAUCGAAAAUAAAAUUCAAAUUCCCAUAAAUGAUACAGCUUCUAUAGAUAAUGAAAAUAAAUGUGAAGAACCAGCACAAGUAUUAGAUGAUGCUAAAAAAAGGGAAAAACUACAAAAAAGCAAUGAUAUAAUAGUAUUAGACGAUAAUGCUAAUGAAAGUGAUGAACCUCUACGAAACAGUGAUUUAGUAUUAAAUGAUAAUGCUAAUAAAAAAGAAGAACCACUACAAAACAAUAAUAUACUAGUUGGUAAUGCUAGCAAAAGAACAGUACCAUUAGAAACCAAUGAUUUGAUAAUAUUAGAUGACGAUGAAACUUGUAAUGUACCUGCUCAAAAAACUAUAAAAGAUAAAUUUAAAGAAAACGUAGCUAGAGCGUUAGUUAACUCUGCUUCUGCUAAAAAUACUAGUAAAACGAAAGAGCCCAUACAAGAUUGUGACUUGAUUGUACUAGAUGACGAUGAUGAUGAUGAAAAAUUAGAUAGCAAUAAUGUAUCAGAUCUUACAAAUGAAGAUAGUUUCCUUGUGCCACACAAAGCUGAAAUAUUUGAGGGUCCCACUGAGGAGAAGUUGAUGGCUACAAUAAAGGAAAUAGAAAACGAAAUAUCACUAUACAAACGUCAUGUCGCCAGAUUGGAACAACAAGAAGUAGAAGCUGAUACUAUGUGGUCUCCAUAUAUUCAGUGUGAAAGUUACAAAGCGAAGAUAGUGAAUUUAUACAAAAAACUGUGCAAGUUAACCGGCGAGCCAGCGGUGAAGCGGCGGGAAGUCCGUCUCAAGCCCGCUAACUCUCGCUCCCAGCUGUGUGUCGAGAAAUUAGAAGAGUUGAUCAAUGAUAACAUCGGAGACGAUGGUCUACCUCAUUUCCCUGACUUUCAGGAUGUACUCAGUUGUGUGAAAGAGGCUAAUAACGAAGGCAGUUUGGGAUUUAACAGGAAUGAAGUCUUGAUUGAAGCGAACGCCCUAUUCACCUGCUGCGGACGGGCUCUCCAAGAGAGCCGCAAGCGACGCGAAUGGCGCGACAUGCUGCAUCUAGUCAAGACGGAGGCCAUCGCGGAUCCCGCAGACAGCGAUCCAGAGCUGAUGGCUCGUCUGCAGGCCAACAGGCAGGCGGCAGUCAAGAGGGAGCAGGAUCUUAUCGACAGGUACUGUGAGAUGAGUUACGGCCUGCCCAGUAAAGAAUGUACCAAAGAAAAUGACUGUAUAAAUACUGAUGAUUCUGAUGCAGAAGCAGCAAAUGACGUUACAGCCAUCAAAGACAAUACAACAAGAAACAAUUCUAGUCAAAUCAAUAAUAACAACAUGAAUAGAGUUCACGAGAUCAAAUUCACUGUUAACAAUAAACCAAACAACUCAGAGAUAGAUUCAAUAUCCGUGGUAUAUGGAUCUCAUGCAAAACGAAGAAUAACUCCUAUAACAUUGGAAACAUCCGAUGUUGUUAGGCGUAAGAGUACAAUAAAUAAGCCAAAUGUGACAUCAAAUGAAGUUGAUCCUUAUAAUAUUUCGAACCACGACUUCACUUUAGAAACAAAAGUUGUAUUGAGUAAAUUAGAUUUACAUUUCGAAAACGAUGUAGUAAAACCUACGAUUAGUGGUUCAAGUUUAGAUAAAGAAAACAGUAGAAGCGAAGAGAAAAGAGAAACUGAUGGAGAUAAUGGGCUUUUAGUCAAAGAAAUUAAGAAGGAACCGUGUGUCGAUAUACAAGAAGAAUUGGAUAUGCUGGGAAAUGAUUUUACGACUACUAUUUUAAGUGUAGAAGAUCCAUUUUUAGUAGUUGAGAUUUCAUCAGACAGUGAAGACGAAGACGAUGAGUUAACGAAUAAUGCGUCAUUUUUAUAGUGGUUAAAGUGCAACAGACUACAAUUUCGUAUAUCGUUGCAAGAAUAAGGUACGAACUACAAAGGGAUUCAUCAGUUCUUUACGUCUGUGUUGCAACUUCUAAGCAAUCUUGCUUUUUUAGUAAAACUUGUUUUGUUUUAUGUGUCAAAUAUGAUACAAACCAUAUCAAUGCAGGGCCUUUGCAUUGCCUUUUAAAUUUUAUUGACUGUUUUACGAUAGUGUAUAGUGUUGUUUACGAAAAAGUUAAUACAUAUUCACAAACAGCUACUAUUUAUUUGUAUAUGUUGCCUUUAGUAAAAAUAUUUUUUAAAUAUUGAGCAUUGAAACUGAAGAGUGAACUGACAGUUUGUUCCAGAAAGUGUAUUUUAUUUAUUGGAAAUAUCUAGUAUUUGUUAAAUAUUCAAGUGUUCUGCUUUUACUUCAGUCUCUUUUUCCAGUUUGUUCACCUUUAGCCUUUCUAGAACAGGGACUUCCUAUGCGUUUCUUCUAGAUUCUAUAACUCUCAUAGCAAUAAUUUAUUCGUUGUUAUUACAGUUAAACAAUAGUUCCAAAUACAGUUUUGUUGUUAAUCAAAUCAUGUUAGUCUAAAAUAAAAACUUACUGCCGUGUACAUAUCAUAAUAUUACUUUUAACGAGGCAAUAAAGUAUUAAAUUAUUCUUUUUUAUUA